Messenger RNA from Syzygium oleosum, 709 nucleotides. Its product is annotated as pleckstrin homology domain-containing protein 1. The transcript has a single exon. NCBI's taxonomy places the organism in Eukaryota, Viridiplantae, Streptophyta, Magnoliopsida, Myrtales, Myrtaceae. The coding region runs from base 71 to 502 and encodes 143 amino acids. The record is from RefSeq and is a predicted model, not a curated record.
UAGCACCUCGGAUCGAACAACCCUUCUGCAAAUCUCUCUUCUCUCUCUCUCUCCGUUGACCGUCGCGAGGAUGGAGAGCCUCUGGCGAGCGGCGACUUUCCAAGCGCCGGACCCCGACGACUACGCCGGAGUCGAGUUCUGGGCCGAGCCGGAGCGCGCGGGCUGGCUCAGCAAGCAAGGCGACUACAUCAAGACGUGGCGCCGCCGCUGGUUCGUGCUCAAGCAGGGGAAGCUCCUCUGGUUCAAGGACCCCAGCGUCACCCGCCUCUCCGAGCCGCGCGGCGUCGUCUCCGUCGGCCGCUGCCUCACCGUCAAGGGCGCCGAGGACGUCCUCAACAAGCCCUUCGCCUUCGAGGUCUCCACCAAUCAGGACACCAUGUUCUUCAUCGCCGAUUCGGAGAAGGAGAAGGAGGAGUGGAUCAACUCGAUCGGCCGGUCGAUCGUGCAGCACUCGCGGUCGGUGACCGAAUCGGAGGUAGUUGACUACGAUAGCAAGCGGUAGUGCCUGUGCUCGUUCCAUUCCCCGCCCGCCGCCCUUUGCUUUGUACAUUAGGUAUACGUUUAUGCGAUCCGUUUCAGGAAUGUGUGUGUUUAUAGCCGGUGGUUCUUGUUACUGACUGCUCUGUGCAGAAACCCGGAUUAUCAGGCGUACAAUGUAAGGUGUCGAUUUUGCAUGUCUUGUAUUGAUAUAUCGCAUUUUUUAUUGCUA